AGCAGGCGGCUCUGAAGCAGCAGCAGCAGGCGGCUCUGAAGCAGCAGGCGGCUCUCCUCUCCUACGGCCAAAAGGCCGUAACAGCAACUGGCAUAGUCCCUGACCCACGCGACGUAUGUUCUCAAAGCGGUGUUUCUUGCGUAUCGUGCCCGUUUGCGUCGCCAGGUCCACUUCUGGGACAACUAGAGUACGGCCAGGACAUUACACUCCACACCCACAGAUUAGAUGACUAGUUUUAAAAUAUUUUGUUUGUUUGUUUUGUCGAGUUUGUUGUCGUCUCCUCUGGGCUGAUGACCGACAGCAUAGCAAGGCGUACUCUUAAACAGUCUUCAAAGUUAUUUAGUUCUACGACACACACAUUGCGGUCCGCCUCAGCAGAUGGAUCCCUGUGCCUGUGCCCAGAAUGUCGCGGCUCCGCGCGUACUGGAGUCCGAUUCCACACGAGGGCGAGGCAUGAGUUCAAUAUCUUCUUGUUGCUGCAGAGCGCCUCCCGGCUGCUGGGUUUUUGCAAUGAUUAAAAUGACCUUCAUUCCCUGAUGACAGACAGUCACUGGAAAACGGUCAAACUGGUCAAAAGACCAGUCCAACGCCUUCCUCUUCGAGGAGGACGUGCGGCAGCUGGCCGUCGGCUGGACCCACAAUGCGGCGCUGCUCCGCAACAACGAGAUCCUCAUGUGGGGCCGCAAGUGCUACGGAGAGCUGGGCACGGGCUCGAUCAGCGAGCAGCAGGCGGUGCCCCAGCCACUGAGCCUCCGACUGCCCGACGGCCAGACGCCUGCUCGCGUGCACAUGGGGGCAGAGCACGGCCUGCUGCGGACUACAGCCGGCGAGAUCUACACCUGGGGCUGGAACGAGCACGGAAACUGUGGCAACAACAGUACAGAGAAUGUAUGCAGCGCGUGAAGUUGGCCGGAGCUGGCUCGGGCUUCUGUGUUUUGGGCGGUUUUGGACAGAGCCGAUAGGUAUCAGGGCUGGAGAAGAAAGAGACAGCGGCAUCUAUAGUGGAUCCUGGGAAGCAGUGG
Molecule: messenger RNA, 1022 nt
Organism: Drosophila miranda
Lineage: Eukaryota; Metazoa; Arthropoda; Insecta; Diptera; Drosophilidae
Product: RCC1 domain-containing protein 1-like
Exons: 2
Coding region: 673-903 (76 amino acids)
Source: RefSeq, a predicted model, not a curated record